Symbiodinium sp. CCMP2592 is the source of this 2277-nucleotide messenger RNA. Lineage: Eukaryota; Dinophyceae; Suessiales; Symbiodiniaceae. The record is from the annotation of a GenBank genome assembly.
AUGCACGAACUAUCCUCGGACAACAAUGUUGAAUUGAAGGCGGUGCACGACCAUGUGGACGCCCAAUUACGGCUGGAGUCAACAGGGAAUAUUCAAGUAACCACAUCGCUUGACCAGGUAUUGCCCGGCCAAGAGGAGGAUUUCUUCCAGCAGUUUGAAGCUUCCAUGAGCGAAGAAUUACGCAAGACUCUUAAUGCACACCUGAAACAGACGUUGCUAACAUCCACCUCUUGGCAGGCAAAACACAGGCUUGCCAUUGAGAAUUCCACCGGCGUCAGGGUCUUGGAGAAGUACAUGUUCAUGAAUUGGAAGACACCGAAUGGAGAGACUGCAGUAUUUUUCUCAGUCGUCUCAGAUGUGCGCACUCGCCAAAAGAACUUCCUGGGGAUUGACAAGGCCGCUGCUGACAUCCGUGACGAGGAGCUGUUGAAAUGGUUGGACUUCAAGCUUCUUGUUGAUAUCCGGAAGAGAGCCGAUGCUGUCUUGCAGCCCGCUGUGAAGUGCCCCCUCAAACAUUUGCAGCUAGCAUUAGUGGAUGGCGACGAAAGCUUCAAAGAGGUCUUUGAGAAAGCGGAGAGGUCCGGAGUCUGCUCUGAAGUCUUUCUCGCCCAGCACAGAGGCAAAUACAAGGAGCUAUUGGAUAAGAGUGAGAUCUUCGAGACAUUGACGGAAAAUCUCCAGGACAAGAUCGAACAGUUGGAUCCCAGCUGUGCGGCUGAUUUGCAAGCCAUGCAGCGCCAAUGGCCACACAAAAAUCUCGCAACGCAGAAGGAAGGUUGCAAGCACGUUGGGAAACUUCUCCGCCGUAAGGAAGCCUUCCAAAAUCUCUCGAAGGUUUGUUGCGAUGCUGAUCAAUCGGUAGCCCAGCAUCUCAUGCGCACUCAUAACUUCUCUGACCGAGAAGUUGCUCCUUGCCGGCAAAGAUGCGAAACCCUCAGGGCCCUGGACGUUACAGCAUCUUCGGGCGAUCUCGAUGGCUUGAAAACGCUGCUGGCAAAAGUCAAGUUGUCAACCGACCUUUCAGACAGUGAACUCCGUCCCUUUGAUGAGAAAAUCGCAUUGGAAGACGAAAAGUUCAAAGUCAAAGUCCUGUCGGAUCUCGAUGCCGCCAAAGGAAACUGUGAUCGAGCUUUUCGGCGGGCCUUGAGGGAAGCCAAGGAAGCCAAACUUCCGGAUCACGAGAUCCGUCGUCAUGAACAAGAACAUGAGACCCUGAUGCAAGCCAGGGAAGACCAGGAAACCCGCAAGAAUGAACUUCGGGAGCUGCAGAAGCUGAUCCGUACUUCGGACUUGAAGUGUGACAGCAAGCUGCAAUCAAUGAGGAACAGAUGGCCUAACCAGGAUCUGAGCAAGCAAGGUGAAGAUUGCGAACGCAUUCAGAACGUUCCCCUCCGCCAGGCAGCCUUCCGACAGUUUUGGGAGGUUUGCUGCGAUACGGACCAGUCAAAAGCCAGACAGCUGAUGCAGUUACAUGACUUCUCUGAGGAAGAGGUCACCGCUUGCCACAGGCAGUGCAACCCGUUCCCUCUUGUUGGGGUUCUAUGCGGCAGCGUCGCCUUGUUCUUGGUCAGUUUGGCGACAUGGUGUGCUUAUCGUUGCACAACGGCUAGGGCUAGAACAGCCAAUCUGCCUGGAACCGGCUUGCAACAUGCCGGUGUUCCGCAUGUUUCACCGGAGGAUUCCAUAUCACAAGUAAGAUGUGCUCAGCUUGGGUUCCCCACGCACGAACACCCUGGUCGGGGCAGCGCGAGCUGCGCGUCGCAUGGCUCAGACUCAUGGAGCCUGCUUCCGGGAUGCUUCCUUCCAGAUUCAAUUUUUGCUAUGGAAAGUGGCCACUGGAUCCCAGCAAGCAUGCUUGUUCCUGGAAACAAGGUGCAAGCGCAUGAUGGCCAGUAUGUCACAGUGAAGAGCAUUAGAAAAAAGAAGGAAUCCAGAAUGGUUGAACUUCGCGCAGGCGAUGCUUGUCUUUGCGCAACUCCUCAGCAUCGCGUGAUUGUUCUAGCCGGAGGGCAAGAAAACCCAGGGCAGGAGGAGAAGCCCAUGAAGGAGCUCGAGGCGGGUGUUGACAAGGUCAUGUGCAGUGGUGGCCACUUCAGGGUGGUGGCUGAAGUCACAGUAACGGAAGCAGAGCAAUCUUUCGAGGUGCUGGACAUUCAGAAGAUGAGAUCCAUGCGCACUCACGCGUUGGAGGGCGUUGAGGAGGAUAAGCCAGACACGGCGUCUGACGUUUUCAUGGAAGACCUGAGAUGUGAGCGGAGCUGCCGAUCUUGGCCCUGA